UGCAGAAAUCAAAAUUAAGAAGGGAAGGAUACAGAAAUGGAAGAUGAAGGAGAGAUAUACGACGGAACAAGAGCUCAGUUCCCUCUCACUUUCGGCAAACAAUCGAAAUCCCAAACCCCUCUCGAGCAAAUCCAUAACGCCACCCGCCGCCCUACUCCUCCCUCCACCGCCUCUGACGACAAAUCCAAUGCUUUCCCUUCUCUCUCUUCCUCCUCCAAGGCCUGGCUCGACUCUCUUCGCACCUCCAAAACCCCUAACCCUAACCCUACAAUUGGGCCUUCUCCCCCUAAUUCCAGCCCCCACGACAACGAAGAUGUCAUUAUUGGACCCCCUCGCCCGCCAGCAGGUUUUAGUAAUGCGGUUGAGGAUGAUGAAGAUGGUAAAGUUAUGGUAGGGCCUUCUGGUGAUGACGACGACGAUGAUUCUGUGAUGAUUGGACCGCCACGUCCGCCACCGUCACGAGAUUCGGAUUCCGAGGAAGAAGAGGAGGAAGAGGAGAAUCGGCAUCGAAUACCUAUGAGUAAUGAGAUUGUGCUCAAGGGCCAUUCUAAGGUUGUCUCAGCUCUUGCUGUUGAUCACACUGGGUCUAGAGUUCUUUCUGGGAGUUACGACUAUACAGUACGCAUGUAUGACUUCCAAGGGAUGAAUUCACGUUUGCAAUCAUUUAGGCAGCUUGAACCAUUUGAAGGUCAUCAAGUUCGCAAUUUAAGCUGGAGCCCAACUGCAGAUCGUUUUUUGUGUGUGACGGGUUCUGCUCAAGCUAAGAUAUAUGACCGUGAUGGACUUACACUAGGUGAGUUUGUAAAAGGGGACAUGUACAUUCGUGAUUUGAAGAAUACCAAAGGCCACAUAUCUGGGUUGACUUGUGGAGAGUGGCAUCCUAAAACUAAAGAGACUAUUUUGACAUCUUCAGAGGAUGGAUCAUUGCGUAUAUGGGAUGUAAAUGAUUUCAAAAGUCAAAAGCAGGUCAUCAAACCGAAGCUUGCUAGGCCUGGAAGAAUUCCAGUUACAACAUGUGCUUGGGAUCGUGAAGGAAAAUGCAUUGCUGGUGGCAUUGGAGAUGGUUCUAUACAGAUAUGGAACCUCAAGCCUGGAUGGGGAAGCAGGCCAGAUUUGCAUCUUGAGAAAGCUCAUUCUGAUGAUAUUACUGGGCUUAAAUUUUCUAGUGAUGGACGAUUUCUACUUUCAAGAAGCUUUGAUGGCUCACUGAAGGUUUGGGAUUUGCGAAAAACGAAAGAUACUCUGAGGGCUUUUGAGGAUCUUCCAAAUAACUAUGCUCAAACAAAUAUAGCAUUUAGCCCUGAUGAGAAGCUCUUCUUGACUGGAACGUCUGUUGAAAGGGAGAGCACAACAGGAGGUUUGUUGUGCUUUUAUGAUCUGGAAAAACUUGAUCUUGUUUCCAGGGUGGGAAUUUCUCCAACUUGCAGUGUUGUGCAGUGCAUGUGGCACCCAAAACUAAAUCAGAUAUUUGCAACAUCUGGAGAUAAAAGCCAAGGUGGAACUCACAUAUUAUAUGAUCCAACACUCAGUGAGAGGGGAGCUCUUGUCUGUGUUGCACGAGCACCUCGGAAAAAAUCUGUGGAUGAUUUUGAGGCACAACCUGUUAUUCAUAACCCCCAUGCACUACCCUUAUUUAGAGAUCAACCAAGCCGCAAGCGUCAGCGAGAGAAGAUAUUGAAGGAUCCUAUCAAGUCCCAUAAGCCUGAACUUCCAAUAACAGGACCAGGUUAUGGUGGAAGAGUCGGAGCAAGUAAAGGAAGCUUGUUGACUCAGUAUCUACUUAAGCAAGGAGGAAUGAUCAAGGAGACAUGGAUGGAGGAAGACCCAAGAGAAGCUAUAUUGAAGUAUGCUGAUGUUGCAGCUAAAGAUCCCAAGUACAUUGCUCCAGCGUAUUCAGAAACCCAGCCUCAACCAGUUUUUGCAAAAUCAGAUUCUGAGGAUGAAGAAAAGUAAUCUGAUCAUCAUAUGUUUCAUUUGCUGUUUGCUGACUGGUAAUGGAUCUCAUGAUAAUGUGCCACGCUUCUCCAAACUGUUACCUGUGGGUGAGAACAAGGCAUUGAAGAAGAAAUGAUAAAUUGUGCUGAAGUUACCAUCGUAGCUUGUAAUUGGUGAUAGUUAAAAGGAAAAUUUCCUUCGGUUAUCUUCUGAGACUCGAGUUCCGAUCUCAGUGACCCGACAUGGCAAAAAUGUAGACGAGCACCUAUCUCAUGAUUAUGUAUCACACUCCCCUUCUCUACCAUAGAAUCCUGUUGAAUUGCUGCCAACCGCCACCUAGAGAGAUUGUACUCUCCAGGCUAUUAUUCAGCUUGAUGUAAGGUUCAACCUUCAAGGCCCUUGUCAUGCCGUAUAAUUUGCCGUUUUAUUGGUUCAUUGUAACAAAAGCUAUGCUAGACUGAAUGUAUUAUUUGCCGGAAUUGGGUGCAAACAACGACAUCGUGUUAUUAUUAUUAUCUUGAUAAAGCUCGUUAAUUUUCAUUCCCUGAA
Molecule: messenger RNA, 2484 nt
Organism: Manihot esculenta (cassava)
Lineage: Eukaryota; Viridiplantae; Streptophyta; Magnoliopsida; Malpighiales; Euphorbiaceae
Product: WD repeat-containing protein 70
Exons: 8
Coding region: 37-1953 (638 amino acids)
Biological process (GO): regulation of DNA double-strand break processing
Cellular component (GO): site of double-strand break; nucleus
Molecular function (GO): protein binding
Source: RefSeq, a predicted model, not a curated record